GAUAUGCAUAGCAUUGCUAGAAUUUCUACUGAGAUAAUUCCUGAGUCCAGUACAUCUAAUGAGUAUUUUGAACAAUCACAUGAGAAUGUUACUGAGAAGGAUGACAAUGAAGCUCCUAAACGGAGCAAGAGACGAAGGAUUGAAAAAUCCUUUGGUGAUGAUUUCAUUGUGUACCUUGUGGAUGAUACUCCCACGUCCAUUGCAGAGGCAUAUGCAUCUCCAGAUGCAGAUGACUGGAAAGAAGCUGUCCAUAACGAGAUGGACUCGAUCCUUUCUAAUGGAACUUGGGAGCUAUCAGAACGACCCCAUGGAUGCAAGCCUGUGGGCUGCAAAUGGGUGUUCAAGAAGAAGCUAAGACCUGAUGGUACUAUUGAAAAGUACAAGGCGCGGCUUGUAGCGAAAGGCUACACACAGAGAGAAGGCGAAGAUUACUUCGACACCUAUUCACCUGUCGCUAGACUUACCACCAUUCGAGUACUACUAUCCAUGGCUGCCUCCUAUGGUCUUAUCGUUCAUCAAAUGGACGUAAAGACAGCAAGGACCAAGCGCGCUCUGCUGCGCCGUUUUCGCUAUUAG
Molecule: messenger RNA, 576 nt
Organism: Lolium perenne
Lineage: Eukaryota; Viridiplantae; Streptophyta; Magnoliopsida; Poales; Poaceae
Source: RefSeq, a predicted model, not a curated record